Molecule: messenger RNA, 2191 nt
Organism: Pungitius pungitius (ninespine stickleback)
Lineage: Eukaryota; Metazoa; Chordata; Actinopteri; Perciformes; Gasterosteidae
Product: angiopoietin-related protein 3-like
Exons: 7
Coding region: 68-1510 (480 amino acids)
Biological process (GO): phospholipid homeostasis; cholesterol homeostasis; triglyceride homeostasis
Source: RefSeq, a predicted model, not a curated record
ACACUGGAGGGAGAGAGCUGCCAGUUGUUCCCAUAACAUCACUAACACUCAGCGGCGGGACAACAACAUGAGGAUCCCGCUGAUUCCCAUACUGUUGGUCGCGGCCGCCGCCUGCGUCCCUUCCCUGUGUGGCAGUGGGGACCCGCCCGACCUCCGGCCGGAGGCCCCCGUUGAGACCCGCUCCCGCUUCGCUGCUCUCGACGAUGUGCGUCUCCUGGGCAACGGCCUCCUCCAGCUGGGCCAGAGCCUGAGGGAGUUUGUGCAGAAGACGAAGGGACAAAUAAACGACAUCUUCCAGAAGCUCAACAUCUUUGACAACUCAUUUUACCGGCUGUCGGUGCUCGCCAGUGAAAUCAAAGAGGAAGAAGAGGAGCUGAAGAAGACCACGGUGGUGCUGAAGGCCAACAACGAAGAGAUCAAAGACAUGUCCGUUAAGAUCGGCUCCAAAGUGGACAUCAUCCUGCAGGAGAAGAGUCAGUUGAAGAGCAAGGUGGAAGGGCUGGAGGAGAAGCUGAGCGGCAUGUCACACGGCCUGGUGACGAGCGAACAAGUGGCAGAGAUCAACGGCCUCAGGGAAGUGAUCCACAGCCAGGAGCGCAGCAUCACGGAGCUGCUGGAGGCUGUGAGGGAGCAGAGCGACCAGCUUAAUCACCAGAGAGCCAAGAUCAGGAUUCUAGAGGAAAAGUUUACGGUCAACACGUUGACACAAGAGACCAACGAGAGGAUGCCUGGCAUCUUCAAAAGUGAAGCACCAACACUCACCCCUUACCUGACCUCAAGCUCCACCAGCACCACCAGCAUGAUGAAUCUGCCAUCAGACUGCAGUGACCUGUUCAGCAGGGGGGAGCGAGUCAGUGGUGUCUAUGCCAUCAGACCCAACGGAACGGAGCCCUUCAUGGCCCUUUGUGACAUGAGCAAAGAGCAUGGAGCAACAGUCAUCCAGCGAAGGAUGGAUGGCUCUGUGAAUUUUGAUCAAACCUGGGUGAAGUAUGAAAAUGGGUUUGGAGACCUUCAAGGGGACUUUUGGCUGGGUCUCAGGAACAUCCACUCUCUAGUCACUCAGGGCAGCUCCGUCCUACACAUCCAGCUGGAAGAUUGGAAACAGAACAGGCGCUUCAUUGAAUACAGAUUCAACCUCAACGGUCCUGAAAGCAACUACACCAUUCACCUCACGCAUCUGUCUGGAGAUUUGCCGGACCCCAUGAUCAACCACACGGGCAUGAUGUUCUCCACCAAGGACAGGGACAAUGACAACCACCAGGAAUCAAACUGUGCCCACGACCACACAGGUGGAUGGUGGUACAACGCCUGCGGAGACACCAACCUGAACGGGAGAUACUUCCACAUGAGACCUAAGGGGCGCUCAGAUCGCAGGAGAGGGAUUCAGUGGAAGCCGGCCCAAAAGACAUAUUUCUCCCUCAAGCUUACCCAGAUCUCUGUGCACCGCGCGGCUGACGCCAUUACCGCGCCUCCCUCUUCUGCCUCCACGGAAACAGGCGUCUUUCUGUGAUCCAGUACCGGUAUUCUCAGUGAAAACGCUGCAUUUAACCGCGGCCCCCUUCAGGAGAGCUUUGACAAUGCUUCACAUGGACGGCCAUGAUUUAAGACGGCUUGGGCUGAGGCGAAGGUGUUUCUUCCGAGUGUCAAGUUCAAGUAGAUUGAGUCAGAGAGGACACUAAACAAGCGUUUUGUGAGAUUGAGAGAGCCAAACCAAAUGUAAUAGAACACUAUGUAUUGUGACAUAUGAAAAAUACCAAAACACAGUUAACACACAAGACAUGUUCACUCAGUGUAUCUUGAAGGUCAAGGGUUAUGGAGGAGGAAUUCAAACGUACAGUCGUGUGGGUGAGCAGUUUUGUAUCGGGUCACAUUGACUCAGAACAUACAUCAUACAGUGGUUUCCGACAUGGCGGAGGCGGUCGAAGAGGUCGCAAGAUACAUCUACGUCUGGAGCGAAUCAAAAGGAUACAAACGUCUACUCUGUCAUCUUAAAAUGAUUUAAAUGAACCAAUUACUGAAUAUAGAAAAGUGCUUCAGAACCCAAGAUGUAUUUAUUAUUAUAAAGGACCAGAAGUGAGUCGUCCGUGACCUGCUAAUGGUUGAAACUGUUGACAUUAUAUUUUUACAUAUGAUUAUUUGUUGUUUUGCUUCAAAUAAAACAUUUUUUUUGAUCAUCGAAGACAAAAAUCCA